Oryzias latipes (Japanese medaka) is the source of this 2301-nucleotide messenger RNA. RefSeq names its product retention in endoplasmic reticulum sorting receptor 1 (gene rer1). Gene Ontology annotation, cellular component: Golgi membrane. The record is from RefSeq and is a predicted model, not a curated record. Gene Ontology annotation, biological process: retrograde vesicle-mediated transport, Golgi to endoplasmic reticulum; protein retention in ER lumen. Lineage: Eukaryota; Metazoa; Chordata; Actinopteri; Beloniformes; Adrianichthyidae.
UACUAACCGCCCUGGCGUGUACGCUGAUACUGGCGGAAGUACUGACGUGUUCUCGCUAGAUGACACGAGAAACAGCUAGUGUAGCUAACUAGGAACAGCCGGGUAGUGACCAAGUGCUCGUAUCAGAAUGUCAGAAGGCGACAGUGUUGGGGAGUCAAUCCAUGGAAAAUCAUCUGUCGUUGCUGCCUUCUUUACACGUGUGGGACAGGUUUAUCAGUCAUGGCUUGACAAGUCCACACCGUUCUAUGUUGUGCGGUGGGCACUCACUCUACUUUUGACUGCUGUCUACAUGAUCAGAGUGUACAUACUGCAGGGUUGGUAUAUAGUCACAUACGCUUUGGGAAUUUACCAUCUCAACUUGUUCAUUGCAUUUCUAUCGCCAAAAGUGGACCCAUCUUUGCUCGAAGAAGAUGACGGCCCAUCCCUUCCUACCAAGCAGAAUGAAGAGUUCCGCCCUUUCAUUCGGAGGUUGCCUGAAUUCAAAUUCUGGCACUCCGCAACAAAAGGUAUCGUCAUCGCCAUGAUUUGCACAUUUUUUGAGGCCUUCAAUGUGCCAGUGUUCUGGCCCAUCCUCGUAAUGUACUUCAUCAUGCUCUUCUGCAUCACCAUGAAGAGGCAAAUUAAGCAUAUGAUCAAGUACAGAUACCUUCCAUUUACGCAUGGGAAGAGGACAUAUAGAGGCAAGGAAGACACAGGGAAAACCUUUGCUAGUUAAAACCCGAGUUAGUCUUUCCUAUCUGUUUAUUUUGAAAAUCAUCAGUCAUAGCUAAUGGGGAGUGGUGAAGAGAUUUGAUUUUGUUCUUGCAUAAGGUGGACAGUAACAGAAAAAGAUGACAUGUAAAUCCAAGUUUUGAUCCAGCGUGUUGAUAAGGGGUAUGAGCAGAAUGGAUCAAAAUUUGGAAUACUGCCUUGCCGAUUGAAAUUUAUUAUUAUUUUUAUCAAUAUUAUUAUAAUUUUUUUUUGUUAAGAUUCCAUUUGCUCAGCAGUAGGUGAGACUGCACUGCUUUCUGCCUUUUUAGCCCCAUUAGUUAAAGGAGGUCAUGGAGAAAGAGCCGAUUGAGGGGGAAAAAAGUUUCUGUAAAAUCUGUAAUUUCCUGUUUCUUACAUUGAUUGUGAUUUCAGUGCAUCUGCCCAUUCUGCUAACUUCUGGUUAUUAUCAUAGUAUCAUUACUUCCUAUUUGCCACAUUUAACAGUUUAUCAAAGUUUAGGUUUAACAGAAUACUGUUAAAUAUAUGAUGGAAUUUGAUUAAAACUCAUAACAUUGAAUACAUUCAUUUUGUGUCAUUAAAAUACCCUGAAAAUAUGACUUUUUAAUGUCUUAGUUUCUUUUUGGGCUUACUGAGAGAAAACUGGAGACAGUUUUUCCUCUUAAAAUACUUCUUCACAUGCGAAUGUUAAACGUCUCUCCCACUCAAAAUGAUUCACUUAAUAAAUGAAAAAUUAUUUCAUCUUUACUAACCGAUGUUUAAAUUAGUUCAUUCUACUUUGUGCCAUUGUAGAUUUAAAUACACAGAAUAUUUCUCAGCAAUUCUUUUAAAAAAAAAGUUUCUAAAAUACUUUCUCUAGCAGUUAGUCAAAUAAUCAGAAACAUUGAAAGUCAGUAUUCCCUUCAAUUGAGAAUGUGGUCAGGCUGAGGUCACACUCCAGCACGCAGGUUUUUCCUGUUUCCAAGAAUUGUUUGGCAUGUUUAGACCAGCUCCUGUUCUUCGUCAAUAUCUGUGUUUACUUAGAAAGAAAAAAGAUGAAUAUAUGGUCAUUCCAAGCAAACUGUUGUUCUCUUUGUUUGUUUUGCAGAGGAAACGUAAGAGAACAGAGGUUGAGAUCUUUUAAUGUAUCAAAUGGAUGAAGUUGGUGGUGAUCACAUUCUUUUCCAUGAACCUUUGUGAUUUUUUUUUUUUUGUUUUUUUCUGUUCUUACCAUAAUGCUGGGCAUCUGUCUUUGCUAAACUUUAAUCAAUAUUGUAGAAAGGAGUUAAAAUGCAUUUUCCUGUAAAAAGUUUGUGUUUCAGAGGAUCACAUGGAUUUGUGUAUAUACAGCACAGAUAUUUUGAAACAUAAUUUGUUAAAAGUUUAAUUUAAUCGCCUUUUCAGACACCAUGAUAUGUUCAAGUGUUAAACUCGUUCAGCUGAAAUAGAUGGAUCUGGUAAAUUGGACUCUCUAGAUAUUAAAGUUAAUGUUUUUCAUGGACUGCAUGUUAUUUUCCUGUGCUACAGCUGAAAAAAAAAACUUGAUUUUAAUAACUUAUGUGUAUUUUUUUCCACAUAAAAUGAUAUUAAAAUGCUGUGUCCCUUCAAACAGUA